This is a messenger RNA of Musa acuminata subsp. malaccensis (wild Malaysian banana), 2154 nucleotides long. RefSeq lists its product as uncharacterized. NCBI's taxonomy places the organism in Eukaryota, Viridiplantae, Streptophyta, Magnoliopsida, Zingiberales, Musaceae. The record is from RefSeq and is a predicted model, not a curated record.
UUCCCACGAUCCCUCCGUCCACCGCAGCUCGACUCCGCACUCCGAAUGUGGCGGCAAUACACUUCCGAGAAGAGAAAGAAAAUGGGGGAUAAAGAUUCCGAUCAGAGCCUCUCAGAUGAAGACGAGUCGGAUAAGGUCGCCUACGACCUCGACUGCUCCACCAGUCGCCAAUCCCUCUACCAUUCGCAUCGGGUGAAGGAUGACAUGGCACCAACAAAGUUAUCAGUUGCCUCUGCUGCUUACAAAUUUCAAAGAGGCCCUUUUCAUUCUGCAAACAACAAUCACAAGGGAGAGUGCACAUGUUCUGCAAUUAACAAGGAAGCAAAUGAGUUAAAUUGUUUAUGUAAGAAAGCGUGCAGUUCCUCAUUCAUCAGUCAUUUCUCUGAAGCAAAGAAAAGUUAUAAAAGUGGUAGGAGCAGAGACAAGCCUAAGUUUUCCAUUCGAGCACAAUUACACUCAGCAGAACUUCCCUCAUUUUGUUCAAUGGACAUAAAUGAAGAAUCUUCUCAGGAGGGAUCUGAAAGCUUCAAAGAGCAUAAUGAUCAUGACAGUAGAAUCUUAGAGGAUUCAAAGGCUGAGCUGUUGAGUUAUAUAGAGGAAGACAACCAAGAUUUGCCUGUCAAGUCAGUAACUCAUGAAUUAGCUUGUGCAUUGCCUUUGAUGGCUGAACUGCUGGAAGGUUUGGAGGGGAAGAAUGGACUAACUGCUGGGACUCCAUACUUGAAUUCCAGAUCAAAAAAAAGAAAGAAACAUUAUUCUGGGGGGAAACAAGCUGCUCAGUUGGGUUCUAGAAUUCUUGAUAAUGAAGAUUCCCUUGAAUUUAUGGGAGCUGGAACAUCCAGCGAGGAUGAGGACCACAAUCAGAACCGCUUAACUCCUGCAAUAGAAGAUAUCAAACAACAGACAAUGGGAGAUCUAUUUCAGGAAACUUUUAAUAUAUCAGUUGGUAGCCCUUCAUUAUCCAAUAAUAGGAAUGCAGUAUCUGGGUAUUUUGGGAGAUUGCAGCAAGUUAUGCAGAUUGAGAGGGAUAGACAUUUCGAAUUCUUAAAGCAGUCACAGACAGGAGGGAAGAGCCCUCUAAAUGAUUUAAGGUGCAUAACAGUACAGAUUUUGUCAAGAAUUUUGGAGGCAAAGCUGACAGUUUGUCAUUGCUUGCUUGCUGAAAGCACCAAGGCCCUGGCUAUAGACAGUUAAUUUCAGGUGAGGAAAUAUUCACUGAACUCCUGCUGAUAUCUUGAUGCCUUAUUUCUUAAAUUUGGUAGCUUUCUUGUCAGACUAUGCUGUUCCUAGGUUCUUAUUCUUUUCUGUAAGGUCAUGAAAGAUUAUGGCUCUGUAGGAUCAUUUUGUUGGGGUUCUACAAAUCCCUUGUCACCACACUUAUUGUUGAAAAUUUUUAACUUAGUGUCGAUAAAAAUAUCUAUCAUGCGAAGUAACCAUUGUUAUCUAAAACUUUUCAAUCUCCUCGAUGAAUUUUGAUCUUGGAAUUGAAUCAUACCCCUUUAGUCAUUUGGAAAAUCUAAAAGAGAAUUUUGUUAAUCAGGAUCUUCAUUAAUUGCCAGGAACCAAGCUCCCAAGGAAGUCAGCUUUUCGUUUACAAUUUUUGAAGUGUUUAAUCAUGUGACUACAAUGCAUUUACCCCUGCAAAGAAAAGAAAUGGAAAAUUAAUAAUAGCUAGUGUGAUUCUAUUCUUAUGGGAGACUAUCGGUGUCUGUUCAAAACAGGUUAAUCGGAACGGCUUAGGCUGCAGUAAACAUGCAGUGAUUGUUUCUUUGUUGACUAGGAUGUUGGCGUAUUAUAAAUCUCCGUGGCGAUUGACAGCAUGACUUUAAUUUGCUUAAGUGAAAUCUGAUGUUGAGUGAAGACAAAAUAAUUCCUCUCUGUUCUUUUGGCCAGAAACACUGACAAGUAGGUUUACUUUACAACUUGGUGGAUUCUUUUGUUUAGGGAUGACAAUGGUUAGAGUAUUCGGAUGGCAUCCAUUGUCCAAAUCUAUUCUGAGACAGCUGUGACAAAAUAAUUCCGCUGUCAUCCCUAGUUUCGUCCGUCCUUUUUAUUUAUAGCAUCUCUUAUGUAUCAAAUUAUAUAUCAUGCGUAGACAGCUGUGAUAUGUACAUACAAUAUUUUAUCCUGUAUGGUAUGUUAUAUAAUAUUUUG